AAAAUAAAUUCUGAGAAAAUUCCAGCAAUCCAGUGGGUUUGAAAAUGAACAAUUCCAGCAAACUUCGUGGUGGUGUAAAAGUCUCCAUGACAGCUGACAUCCCGUUCGAAAAGAGAAAAGAAGAAGAAGAAGACUGGCGUCCAUAUUUGAUAUUUGGCAAAAAAUGCUCUUUCUCGCGUAAAAGUCGUGAAAAGUGUGGUGAAAAGUGCUGAAAAACCCGCCUUAUGUGUUGAUUUGGUGCGUAAAAGGUGCAUAAUUGACAGUGUCCGUGUGCAUUGUGUUGAAUUGUGGGUAAUUGUUUGUGAUUUGGGGUUGUGUGGUGCAGCUGCUGAAGGCAAAAAACUUUUGUGUGCUCCGUGUUCUCUCUCUCACUUUUGGUUUUUGGACAGAACCCAAUAAUGGUGGACAUGUCAUGAGAAUAACUCGCACAGAAGACAACAGAAUGGAUGAAAAUUCGUCAUCGCUUGGCCAUCAGAAUGGUGGCGGUGGCAUGAGUGGUGUGGUGGUCUCAUCGCAGAUGGGUGGCAAUAAUUCGACUGCCAUUAACAAUAAGGGACAGGAUGAUAAUCAAACUAAUCAGACGAGUGGACCACCACAUCACUAUUCAAUUCCUGGCAUCCUCCACUUCAUCCAGCACGAAUGGGCUAGAUUUGAGCAUGAACGUUCGCAGUGGGAUGUCGACAGGGCUGAAUUGCAGGCUCGCAUUGCUGUGCUGCUAGGCGAGAGAAAGAGUCAGGAAUCUCUCAAGUCAGAUUUAAUACGUCGAAUUAAGAUGCUCGAAUAUGCUCUGAGACAGGAGAGGGCAAAGUAUCAUCGGUUGAAAUUUGGCUGCGAUCCACCAACAAUGAAUGAUGACAUUAAACCACCAUCGGAUGAAAGUGCAGCUCCAGCCACUGAGGCUGCUGGCACGGAAUUGUGGGCCACGGACAAGGAGGCACCUUUUACAUCAGUGUCCAAUAUCACCUGGCGACAGGGCAGGCAACUGCUGAGACAAUAUCUCCUGGAAAUUGGCUACACGGACACAAUUUUGGAUGUACGUGCCAAUCGAGUGCGCUCCCUGCUGGGUCUCAACAAUAAUGCCGAACAGCAGGAGGAUAAUGCAAAUCCCAACAAUAUUAAUGGUAAUGAGAACAAUAAGAGAGCCAGUGAGACACAAGGACGACGAACACCAGCAAAAAAGGCACAACCAUCAAAUAUGACAGAGGCUAUGAUACUCGAUUCAGAGGCCGCUGUUAUGGCAAAUUUUGAAUUUUUGUCACAAACUGACGUUGAGAUGUCGGAUGACGAUGAAAUUGGGGAUGAGCUCGAUCUAAUCGGAGAGGAUGGCAGUGAUGUCAAAACUGCCAAGAGGAACGUUAAAGAAAUGAAUGAAGAUGAUGUAGAUGCUGAGGCCGAGGAGGUUCUCAAUGAGCUCAACAUGUUGACAGGGGGUGAAGAUAGUACGGGACAUUUUUUUAUCCCAGAAUCCUUCGGCAAUGCAUCUAGUCGGCGAAAUAUGAUAGCUUCCGAUGAGGAUGUGGAUUCAUCAUUGGGUUUAGGUGAAUUGGCCCAAUUGACGGUGAACAAUGAGGCGGAGACGGCUUACGAUGGUUCGAAUAGCAAGGAGUCAUAUAGGAAGACAUGGAAUGCCAAAUAUACACUUAGGUCGCAUUUCGAUGGGGUUAGGGCAUUGGCAUUUCAUCCGCAGGAACCUGUAUUGAUUACAGCAUCGGAGGAUCAUACGUUGAAAUUGUGGAAUUUGCAAAAAACUGUGCCAGCUAAGAAGUCAGCUAGUCUCGAUGUUGAGCCAUUGUAUACUUUUCGUUCGCACAGUGGCCCAGUGAUGUGUUUGGCGAUGUCAGCAAAUGGGGAACAGUGUUAUUCGGGUGGUUUGGAUAGCGUGAUAAAUAUGUGGAAUUUGCCAAAUUCCAAUAUUGAUCCGUACGAUAGUUACGAUCCGAGUGUCCUCAAGGGGACACUUGAAGGUCAUUCUGAUGCCAUUUGGGGUUUGGCUGUCAAUCAUACUCAUGGACAUUUGGUGUCAUCGUCAGCAGAUGGCACAGUUAAAUUGUGGUCACCUCAAGCUAAGACACCUCUACUCAAGACAUACACCUCCGAUACGGAAGGUGUACCGACUUCGGUUGAUUUCGUCCGGGACGAAGCUGAUCGGAUUGUUGUAGCCUAUCCGUCGGCCAAAUGCGUGAUCUAUGAUACGGAAACGGGCAAGGUGAUUGUGAAGUUGGAACAGGCUUCACAGGAGGCCAGUGGUGUCUUUGCCAAGUAUAUCAAUCGCGUUAUUAGCCAUCCAUUGCUCCCGGUCACAAUAACGGCUCAUGAAGAUCGACAUAUUCGAUUUUGGGACAAUACAAGUGGCACCCUUGUGCACUCAAUGGUCGCCCAUUUGGAUGCAGUCACUAGUCUGGCCAUUGAUUCCCAAGGACUGUACCUUCUGUCCGGCUCCCAUGAUUCCUCGAUACGCCUGUGGAAUCUCGAUAAUAAGACGUGCGUGCAGGAAAUUACGGCGCAUCGGAAGAAAUUUGACGAGAGCAUAUUGGACGUUGCCUUCCAUCCAUCACGUCCGUAUAUUGCAAGUGCUGGCGCUGAUGCUCUCGCCAAAGUUUUUGUCUAAUUAUCUUCAGAGCAAAUAUACACCAUGGAAUCCAAAUGUGAGUUGAAAAAGAAAAUUAUUAAAAAAAAAAACAAAUUGUAGAUCGAGGAAAAAUCACUGUCAUUCAAAUGAGCACAUCUCUCUAAUAAAAAGAAAAACAAGUGAAUAAAAAAGAUAUUUAAGUAGAAGUGAAUGUAGCAAGAAAAAAAUUUUGUAGUAUAGAAAAAAAAAUACUGAGACUUUUAGUUUUUCAUUUUGAAAAAAAAUAUGGAAAUUUUGGAGGGAAGAUGCAUUUUUUGCAGAAAAAAAGAACUUGACAGGCUCAAUUCUUUAAUUUACUCAACGGGUAUUUGCUAAUUUCAAGGUUAUUUUGAAUUUAACCUGAAAAACAGCGAGAAUGAACUUUGCGACUGAAAAGUUCUGGGUUCAAACCUGAGCACCUUCCAUUUUUUUCCAUCGUUUAAUCGGUAUUGAACGUCAUGAAAAUGCUAGAAAUUGAAAUAUCUGCAUUUUAGUACUAAAAUUAGUCACUUGGAACAAAUAGAACCGGUACAAAAUGAGAUUUCACACUAAGGAUAUACUUCAGUGGAGAAAAAAAUCAAUAAUACGCGUAGACGCGGGUGACUGUACCCUUGUUUUUGUAAACUUUUCUUUCAUUUUAGCACUUAAAUAUUGUUUUUAGACCAUCCGGAAUAAAUAAAAAGAAAUAAAACAAGAAGUCAAUUGUGCUUGAAAUAAAUCAAAAUGAAUUCAAAUCUCCUUAUCAACUUAUUUAUUUUUAGUACGUUCGUGCAGUCUACAUCACUUUGUUCUGAUAAUAAUAAUAAUAUAAUGCUGGCACAAUAUUCUAUGAAGGAACAAGGCCUUCCCGCAAGGGGAUUUCUAGACAUGCAUUAUUAUUUUUUCUUGUACGGCAUGAGGUUGUCAGUCCCAUGCCCGUAGAAUCAAGUGCAGUGAAGCUCACUGGAUGCAAUCCGAAUCCGAACACCUUUAACACCAGAAAAAUUCCUGGUGACCUAAAGAGGAUUCGAACCCAGGACACUUGCAUCAUAGAGCGAGUGCUCUACCACUUGGCCCAUUGAGUGCCCUUGUUCUGAUAACCUAAUAAGUUUUUAACAAAUUCCAUGCAAAUUCCUUUCAAAGAUUUCUCUUUGGAACUAAGCAGCGUUUUUUAGUACAUUGAUCGAAUGCAUUGAUAAUUAUUUAGUACAUAUUGAUCUACACAGUUUUUCAUAAAACUACGUUACUUUUUAGUACAUCAUACUUCCUAGAAUUCCUACUUUGUACUAAAAAGAACAUUUUGACUUUUCGCAAUAAAAUUCCUAAUCAAAUUCGUACUAAAAAAAAUGGUAGAACUGACUACGUUAUUUUUUUUUUAGUACUUUUGGAAUUACUCCCUUAUUUUGUUCUAAAAAAAAAGACUUGUUUUUUUACAAAUUGGCAAAAAUUGCAUUGACAGAAAGUACAGAUUAUUAUUUAGUACAUAUUGAUCCUUUAACUUAUUUUUCAAUAUUUCAAGCUAUUAAUACAAAUUCAUUACAGUUUUUUUUAUAGAACUUUAAGUAUGUUGUUUUUAGUACUUCUUGGAAUUCAUUCCCUAUUUAGUACUAAAAACAAAAUUUUGACUUCACAAAUUCCCGAAAGUUUCAUUUAAAAAAUGGAUGAAUAAUCGUUUAGUACACGUGUAUUAUUUCUUUUUUUUUUUUUUAAUAUUUCAGGUUCUUGAAACAAAUUUAGUAAUUUCUCCCUUAUUUUGUUCUAAAAGAAAAUCGUAGUUUUCUUCCACAAAUUAUCAAAAAUUGCAUUGUCAAAUUGAAUUGAUAAUUAUUUAGUACAUAUUGAGUUUUAUAUUUUUUUAUUCAAGCUAUUAAAUCAAAUUCCAAUAUUUUUUUUCUUUUAAUAAUUUGCAUAUAUAUUUUUUAGUACUCUUUGAAUUUUAACUUCUCAUUGCUCUCAAUAAAUUCUAUGACUUUGAUACUAUACAUGUUUUAGUACAUGUUCAUCUUUUUUUUAUAUUUCAAGUUCCUAAUGCAAAUUGUUAUCUAAAGUUUUUUUUGGUCCUCCAGAGGCGUUGUUGUUUUAGUACUUCGUGGCAUAUCUGCUCUUUUUGUUCUAAAAAAAAAAAUCAUUGAUUUGGUUCACAGCUAAUCAUUUAGUACACGUUAAGUUGUUUUCACUUUUUUUCAAUAUUUCAAACUAAUAAUACAACUUAAUAAUCCAAUACUCUUUUAGUACAUUAACAAAUUCUCACUAAGGUUCUUCUAAAAAUAUAAUUCUGAUUUUUUAUCCAAAUUACUGAAAUGUUAUAAUAACAGAGUCGUCUGUUAUUACGUGUACUAAUUUUUCUAGUACUUUUGGUACAUUUAUUAGUACACAUAUUUUUAGUACAUCAAUGUACAACUGUAGUUAUCUUUAUUUAUAAACUUUAAGUUUUUUUGAUUUGAGUGUAGAACAAUUUAGUUUUAAUGCCGUGUACUAAAUCAAGUAAAUGUCAAGAUUUUAGUUCAAACGAGGGAUUCGAGAGGAGGCUGUUCUAAAUCAACCUAAAUACAUAAUUUAAUUUAAAACUUUCCAUUAAUACUUACGUAAUGGAUGACGUAAAUAUUUAACGUCCUCCUUUAUAAAAUUAAGGUUAUGUUCAAUAUAACCUCACUUUUAGCAAUAAAACGGUGAGUAAAUUAACGAAUUUAGCUGUAUAAUUUUCUAUAUCUUUACUAUAUCAUUUCUGGCCAUAAAACAAGCAAUAAAGGGAUUGGUGAAAAAUCCCAGCUAAGACAAACAAAUAUAUUUAAAAGAACAAUUAAAGUUGAGAAUGAUUAAAAGGGAAUUUGAUAUAAAAGAAAAUUAGAGAAGACAAAGUAGAAUAAAAUCCAUAUUUUUUGUUACAUUUUUUCCCCUUUUCCCUCCUGAGCAUUUCUUAGUGACUAUUUGCACUCCAUUCUAUUCUAACCAUCUCGACAUUUUUUUACUUAAUUGUUAUUUUUUCUGUUUUUUUUUCAUUUCUCGAAGAAAUUAUUUAAAUAGGCAAGAGGUUAUGUUACAAAGUGACAUUUCCCGAAGAGGACAUAACCUCAAAAUUUUGGAGUUUAAACUUAAAAUCUAAAGUCUUUUUUUUUAGAAUUUAUACCUUCGAUACUCAAUUCCAUUUCAUUUAGUUAUGUAUCAAAAAAAUGAGGUUAUAAUUUAAAAUUUUAUUUACAAUGAAAAUUUAUUCAUAAACUGCAUAAUUUUGUAUACAAAAAUAUCUUUCCAGAGGUUUUUCUAUUCAAAAUUUUGCAGGUUAUGUUUACUUAGCAGAUACAUCUUCACAUAACCUCACUUUUCAACCUAACCUCUUGUGUAUUUUUGCAAUUUUUCGCAAUAUUUUUCUUUUAAAAAUGUGAGCAUGUAACAUUUCAUACAAUUGAAGUGAAUGAUUAUCUCCUUUCUGGCAUUUAACCAAACACGAAAACAAGUAAAGCAUUAAUAAUAGGAGCAUAUUUGAGACAAAAAAAAGAACAAAAUAAAAACCUUCAUAAGUGUACAUUAAGAUUCCCUCAACAAAAAAAAAGAAAAACAAAGCAUAAUAAAACGAAAAAAAUACAAGUAAAUAAUUAAAUAUUAUCAGAAGUUAUGCAAAGUAUAAUGAUAUGAAAAAAUUGUAGGAUAUUUUUCUCCUUCUUUUGCAUUAAGACAUUUUGAUGAAAUAUUAAUAUUUUAAAGAGACGUGAGAGUAAUUAAAAAAAAAACAUAAAUAAACGGAAAUGACUCUCACGUAGGACAUUUGCAUGUACAGUAAUUUUUCUUUUAGUAAUACUUGAUGAUAAAAUGUAACUACGAACCGUGUUAAAGUUCAGCAAAUUGAUGAAAGGGAAGAUGAAUUGUAUCGCCUGGUUGCGAAUCAUAAGAGAAAAUUGUCCCGACAAUUUAACAAAUUACUCAAAGAAAAUCCUUCACAACAGUCUCUCUCUUUAAAAUUUGAAACCUUCUGGAAAAAUUACGGAUUUUUGAACUUCAGAAAAUUUUCUGAACAAGACGCCUCGUUCUCUUAUUUGUUUCAAUAGGUUAACUUGAAAAGUUUGAGGUUAGGUUGAGUCUAACCUAAAAAAUUCAAGAGCUAUUUUUGUGGCAGUAUCCUUUAAUUUUGAAUGUAGAAAAUUUUAUCGAUUGCCAUGGCAAAAAGAGCAAUCCGAUGAGAAAAUUCUUUAAAUCUUAAAUUUUUCAAUUUCUAACCUCACAAUCCUAAUAGAACUUGAAUACUAAACAUUUUCAGAAGUAAAUUUUUAAGUCAUAAAUAUGAAAAUAUUGAAGGCAUGAGCAUUUUUUGCGUGAUAAAAUUGUAAAUUUCUUUUAAAAAAAUAAAAUUUUUGAGGUUAGGUAAAACAUAACCUCAAAUUCUAAAAUAAAUUCUUUGCCAAAUAAAAGUUUUCGGUACAGUAUUGUAUUUCUUUUGUAGGAGACAUUUUUGAAUACUUGUACUUUUAAUUUUAUUCAUAUUCUAUUGAUCUUCUGUUGAAAGAAAAUGAAAAUUGUAAGCUAAAAUGGAUAGAAAUAUUUUAUUUGGUCACGAAGUGUCGAAAAAUACUGCCAAGGUAGUUUACAAUUACAGAUUUUCACAAUUUAAUCAUACUUUCAACGCUGAGACAGGUUAAACUGUAUAAAAGUUAUAAAAUCAGCUUCGAAAAUGAGGUUAGGUUAAACCUAACCUUAAAAAAAUUCCGAAAUAAUUUCAGAGAGAACACAAAUCGAUUAUCUUAGUUUUUCGUGGUGACAUCGUAUACUCUACCAUCAUAAUAUCAAAAAUUUAACAAAAUGUAACCUAAAAAGCAAAGGUUUUGAGGUUAGGACCAUAUUAUUUAAAUUUUGAGGUUAGUUACAAUACAAUUAAUUAAAUAAUCUUCCUGUUAUGUAACUUGCUGAAAUUUGUAAAUUAAAAUUCGAAAUCUUUCACUUUUACAUGAAUGUAUACAGUCUUCUUUAGGUUAUGUUCCACAUAACCAUACUUUUCAAAUUUGGCAAAUAAGAGCUUGAGAUACUCUUAUUCAUCUUAUUAUUGGGCACUUCAAUUGGAUAAAGUCGAAGAAAAUAAGACGAACAUUUUCGAAUUUUUCUAACUCCGGAAGAAAAAUUUACGCUAUAUUAAAAUUAAUGGAAAAUUUAAACUUCAUGAAAUUCUAAAAAAAAAAUAUUCAAAAUCCUGUUUUAAAAAAUUCCGGAAUAUUUUAAGUUGAGAAUUAUUCCGAAAAGGAUAUUUGGCAAGUUAGAAAUUCAAUAAAGAAGAUAUUUCUGAGAAAAUUCAUUUUUAAGGAGAAAAAUCUACAAUUCUUAAAUCCAGGAUUAGAAAACUUUAACAAAAUAUCUUAGAUUUAUUGAAAAAUUCCGGGAUACAAAUUUUAUAUCGGCAAUAUUUCGAAAUUCAGAUUAAAUAAAAUUGAAUUGAAGGGUUCACAUGAAGUUCAAUUGAAGUCGACAGCAUUUCAAUCAUUUUUUUUUGCAAAAAAUUCGCUAUUUGAAAUUCCGGAGUUACAAAAUUUUGACAAAUGUCAAAAAUUCUGGGAUAUCCCGAAUAUUUGGGCUGAAGAUGCGAAUAUUUCAGAGUCUACAAAUAACUAGCUUCAAUUUGCAAAAAUGUGAGUUUUACAAGGAAUAUUCCUUGUCAAAAUUCUGUGAUCUUUAAUCCAGGAGUUCCAUAAAAAUGUCAAAACUUCUGAAAUAUUUCAGAACUGACAUUUAUUCAAAUUAGACUCAUUGUCAAAAGUUAUAAAUUUUUCAAAGAAUAUUCCUCGAUAAAUUUUCGUUUUCUUUAAUCCAAUUCCGAACAAAAUGUCAAAAAUUUAGGAAUUUUCCGAAAUAAACAUUUAACAAGCUUGAAGGACAAAGACUUUACUUUAAAAAGGUACUCGUCUUUCAAAGAAUAUUGCUUAAUACGCUUGAGAUAAUUCAGUGAUCUUUCAUGCAGAAUUUCCGGAUGAAUAUUAAAAAUAUUUUGAAAUAUUCUUGAAUGGGCAUUUAACAAGCUUGGAAUUCACGAAUCGUCAAAAGCCUUCAAUUUUUCAAGGAAUGUUUUGACGUCAAACUCCGUGAUUUUCAAUUCAGAAUUUCCGGAUAAAUGUCAAAUAUUUCUUAAACAUUCAGGAAUGAACAUUUAACAAGCUUUGGAUCCUUGAAAUUGAAGAGUUUAUCUGCAAAAAGCUCUCAUUUUUUAUGAAAUAUUUAUAUAUAAAAAUCCAUGACCAUUAAUCCAGGAAAUCCGGAAUAAUAAAGAAAAAUAAAAUAAAAAAAAUAAUUCCGGAAUGGACUUUUAAUAAGGUUGGAAUAGAAAUAUUUUACUGUUGAAAGUUAUUCAUUCUUCAAGGAAUAUUGCUUCACGAAAUUUUGUUAACUUUAAUUUAAAAGUUCCGGAUAAUUGUGAGAAUUGUCAAAAAAAAUCUGAAAAAUUCCGGAAUGAACCUUUAAUAAGCUUGGCAUUAAUAAAUUUAUUUGUCAAGAGUUCUUAAUAUUUCUAAGAAAUAUUUCUAGCUGAAAUUCUGUGAAGUUUAAUCCAGUUCGGAGAAAUGCCAAAAAUUCUGAAAUAUUCCGAAAUGGACGUAUAGGGUGGCGACAUUACUUGUGGCCUCUGUCUUUAACUAUGGCCUCUUCGAUGAUGUCGAUAAAGCUCAAAAUUAAAAAUAUUUGAUGUGUUUUAAUAGCACAUCACUUUUUUUUGGUUUUCGGAAUCAUUUUCUGACAAUAAUUCUGACGAGGCCAUACGUAAAGAGAGACCACAAGUAAUGCCACCACCUUAAUAGGCUUGGAAUUGAAGGAUUUAGCUAUCAAAUUUUCGAAAAAUAUUCCUUUCCGUCAUCUUUGAUUCAAGAGUUCCGGAUAAAUAACAAAAAAAUCUGAAAUAUUCCGGAAUUGACAUUCAAUAAGCUUGGAAAUAAAUGUCUUAAAUAUCAAAAAAAUUCAUUUAUUUUGUGAAAUAUUUCACAAAAUUUUGCUCCGGACUAGUGUCAAACAAUUGAAAUAUUGUUAUGCUUCACGAACUUUCGUAAUUUGUACUUCAGAAUUUCCGGAUAAAUAUUUAAAAAGAAAGAAAUAUCCCGGAAUAGAUAUUUAUCAAGCUUGAUAUUUAUGAGUUUAUCUGUCGUCAAAAGUCUUCAAUUUUUUAAGGAAUAUUUCUAAUUAAAAUUUCGUGGUCUGAAAUCCAGGAACUCCGGAAAAGUGCCGAAAACAUUAAAACAUUCCGGAAUGGAUAUUUCACGAGCUUGGAAUGGAAGAAAGAACUUUUUGCUGUCAAGUUGUUUUUUCAUUUUCCAAGUUGCUUUAUGAAAGUCAGAAGAUCCGGAGAAAUAUGAAAUAUUCCGGAAUGAACUUUAAAAAAAAACUUAGAAAGAAAGAGUUUUUUGUUGUCAAAAUUUUGAGAAAUAUUCCUUUCUUAAUUCCAGGGCAAAUGUGAAAAAUUCUGAAACAUUCCGGAAUGCACAUUUAACAAGUUUAGAAUUGAAGGGUUUCGCUGUCAAAAAUUGCAAUGUUUUCAAGGAAUUUUGGUAAUAUUCCUUGAAAAUGUCUUCCGGAAUUUGAAAAUUUCAGCAAAUGUUUCGUAGAAAAAUCAAAUCUUUAUCAAAAAAAAAAAUUAGAAACGGAUUAAAUUAAAGAUUGAAGAGAGAGAGAGAGAUAUGGAGAGGGGGGAAAGGGAAAAUAGAAAGGGAUGGGAAAUGAGAGAGAAAUUCUAGAAUGAGACAAUUGUAUGAAUAUAUUUAUCUCCUGUAAUGAAGUGAUUUAGAAAUUUUGAAAUAUAUUUAUAAUUAUUGUAUUUGAAAUAUAAAUAUAAUUUUAAAGGACACGUAGAGAGAUGAUAUUGAAAGAGAGAGAGAAAGAGAGAGUAGAUGAGAAAAACAAAAACAUUUAUUCAUUUAUUGAUAAACUUAUUGUAAUAAUGGAAGUAUGAUGGUGGUGUUCAUGAAAAAAAAUAUAAAUAAAAAAUUGUAAUAAUUGUUGCUAAAAUUUAGUGAGGCAAGAAACACGAGAGUGAACUUUAACCACUGAGAAAAGAUUAUUAAAAAAAAAAGAAAAAACAAAAAAUAUAUCCGUAAAAAUAUAUUAGCGGUUUAAUAAAUGUAAUAAAAAAGGAAUAAUAUAAUUGCGACAUCAAUACAAGUAAAAAAAAAAUGAAAAUGAAAAAAAUGUGUAGCACUUUAAAAGGAAAAAAAUGAGGAGAAAAAAAUAUUGAGAAAAAUAGAUGAAAAAAGAAAUUUAAUGAUAAUCCUUAGGUAAUAUUACUUUACAUUUAUUCAAUUUAAUGAUAAAAAAAAGAAGAAAGAAGUGAGAAAAGAAACAUGGAGGAAAAACAUUUAAAAUUAAUUAAAUAAUAAAUAUUAUAACCGCAAAUCUAACACUACAAAGAGAAUAAAAAAAAUCUUAUAUAGAUAAAAAAGUAAAAAAAUGUGAGAAUAAGUAAAAAAAAAACAGUAAAUUGUGUGUUUAUCUGUAAUAUAUUGUAAUUUAAAUUAAUGAUAGAGGAAUGCAGAGAAUAAAUAAUUACAAUAAAGAAAAAUAAAUAAAAAUAAAAAUGAGAAAGUUAAAAUAUUAGGAAAGAAAAAAAUGGAAAUUUUUCGGGGUUCUUUUGCCUAAAAAAAAACAAACAAACUUCGGAAAAAUAUUUGUUUCGGCUUUCGCUAUUUUUUAUUUUUUCAAGGUAUCGCAAGUCAAAAAAGUGGACAAAAAACAACUUUCUCACGGAAAUUGGAAAAGCAAAGAAAAAACUAAAAAAAAAUAGCAGUUGAAAGGUGAAAUAUCGACCAAUUUUGUAUAAUAACUGAUCCACAAUACAAAAAAAAAACAUAAAACUCAUAAUAUUCAAAGGGUAAACAAGAAGGAGGGAAUAGUAGAACGAAUGAGAAUUUUCAGGUUAAUGAAAAUUCUUGAGAAUUGUUUAAAAAAUCUUUGCAGGGAAUUUUCUUAAAUAAAAAAAGAGGUUAUGUUGUCAAAUGAGGUUAUAACGCUUAUAACCUCAAUUUUUUUAAUCUAGGUAGGUAUAUCUUGGGUUAUAUUUCAUCCCUUCAGGAAUUUCUUGUACAUAACCACAAAAAGUUUUGACAUUUCAUUUCAGAAAGAGUUUCCGGAGAGAAAAUUAAAGAAUUUACCACGUAAAAUUCUCUUUAGGUAAAAUAAUUUUGAGGUUACAGCGGUUACAGAGAUGACUUCUUUUCCUUUCUUCACUGAGAGAAAUCCGAAAAAGUUAAAAUAACAUUCAGGAAAUGUUUAUUUUACCCUGCAGCAUUGAUCCGAAAUCGUUGUAAAUAUUAUGCUUUUUAGGUGUAUUAUGGGUUAAGGUUACCCUUCUUUCAUGUUGAUUUUACCCUUAAAAGGUGUACAAUUAACAUUAAAAAAUGUUGAUAUAUUUUUACACCUAAAAAGUGUUAAAGUUAUGACGAAAAAAAGUUAAUCGCAGCCUCUUUUUUUCUCAGUGUUGAGAUUUUUGCGGAAUUUGAGGUUAUUUUGUCUAUAACCUAAAAAAACACAAUUAUUUCUUACUUGACAAAGGAAGAUUAAGGAAUUUCUGUCACAGAUAUUUCUGUCAUGACUUUCAAUUUAGCAACCCACGCUUGUCGAUCCUCCGCCAGUUCACGAAGAUAUUCGGGUUCGAACUCAAUGCGCUCCAAGACAAGAUUCUGAAUUUGAUUGAGCCACCUUGUCCUAUGUCUGCCUCAAGAACGACGCCUUCUCACAAAGGCUUGCAUAGCUUUUCUGGGGAAUCCUUUUUCUAUCCAUGCGCUGAACGUGUCCAUACGGAACAAACGGCCGCGUUCCUCACUCGAUCUCGACGAGUAAUUUCUUUAAACGCCCGGAGCUACCUCAUCUUUGGUUAAAUUCCAUCCACUCAGAGAUGUCUUGUACAUAACCCCAAAAUGUUUUGACAUUUCAAUUCAGAAAAGUUUCCAGGGAGAAUAUUUAAGGGACUUCCUACUUAAAAUCCCCUUUAGAUUAAAUAAUUUUGAAGUUACAGGAAUGAUCCCUUUUCCUUCCAUGAGUUGUUUUUUGUAGAUUUUGAGGUUAUUUUGUGCAUAACCUCAAAAAAUCAAUCAUUUCUUACUUGAGAAAGCAAGAUUAAGUUGCCUUUCUCCAAUUUAAACGGUCUUACCCUAUAGCCAACGGCCGCGGCGAUUCCAUUGGAUUUCCAGCAGCCUUUUCUGUCAUGUCUGCUCAAAAUCCGCGUAAGCUUCCAAGGUGGAAGUUCAAGAAAAUUUUCUUUAAAAAGGCAUUUUUUAAAGAAAUUGCUCCCAGUGUGUAGAGGCCAUUAGAAUAACUAUUCAGAAAAGCCUAUUGAAAUUAACAAAUUCCUUUGCUGUUUUCUCGAAAACUCCAGAAACCUAAAGUUUGUGUAACGUUAAAUUUGAAGGUUAUGUUAGACAUAACCUCACAUUGCUAACAAACUUUGAAUGUGUAAAUAAUCUUGCAUUUUGACAUCCUUUUACGCGGUUAAAUCGUAGAUAAUUUUUUUAUUAGAUUUUAUUUAGAUAAAUUCCUCCAAUGCAAAAACAAGAGGAUCAGGCUCAUUGUAUUUUAACCUACAAAAAUGUAACCUUAAUUUUGAUUUUUAAGACGAAAAGAAGCAUCAGCGUCUUAUUUCGACAGAAAUUAAAGCCAGCUUUAUUUUAUUUGCUUCAAUGUGCUUGAUUUACCUUUCCCUUAAAAUUCAUUAAAAUUUGAAUGCAGAGAAGCUAACCUUAAAUUUUUUGGGGUUAGAAAAUGUUUAUUUCUUUUAAUUGGAAAGAGUAGUUUAUUGAAAUACUUCUUACUAUUUCAAAUGCAUCUAAUUGUGAGCUUUAGAAGCUUUUUCUAAGGCUGCAACUUGUAAAGUUCUAGUUGGAAUUCUACAAACUGUUUAAAAUCAUCGGAAAAUAAUCAAACUAAUUUAAAUUGUUUGCAAAUAUCUCAAAUAAUAUUUAAAAAAAAAUUAAACAGAAUUCAUUUAUAAAAUUCAAAAGGAUUUUUUUCACCCUAAUCUUGUCAUAAUUUCUUUACGUUAUGUUCAAAAUAACCUCAAAUUCUGAAAGCAUAAAAAAUUUCAGUUAAAAACAUAACCUCUUCGAUAUUUAAGGAAAUUUCCUGCAUAGAAAAAAACACUGAGAAAGGAAUAAUACUCAGAUUCUUAAUUUAAUUGUUAAGACAAUUUCAAGAAAAAAAAAAGAAAGCAAAUAACAUUUUUUCAAUUAUCUCUCAAAAAAAAAGAUAAAAUAAAACUCAUUUCUAUUGAAAAGAGCAAAAGAAAGAGAGAGAAUGCGGAGAGGGAAAGGAGAAAAAGGUAAAUAAUAUUCAUAGAACAUUUAACAAAUAUACAAAAAAAAACUGUAUUGAAUAAAUUCACUGCAGAGAUGAUUGUUGGAAAAGCAAAAAUGAAAGAAAAGGUGAAAAAUGUGACAGAAAACGACGAAUUUUCAGUGAAAAGAAAAUUUAAAAAAAUAUAUUAGAAGAAGUAAAAAAAAAUCAUGAGAAAAGCUGUAUUGAACUAUUAGUAAUUAUAAUUAUUAAAAAAAAAACAAAUGAGAGAUGAUAAAUAAAAAGAAGAAAUACCUAACAAUAAUUAAAGCAAAAUCAACAAACUAUAAAGUGCAUAAAAAUUAUUACGAGUUUUUUUUGUGCAUUUUAAUAAAAAGUGGACAGAAAAUGUGGUUUUAUUGCAGCUUGGACUCUCAAAAAUAAAAGUUUUCUUUUUGUUUUUCA
This is a messenger RNA of Phlebotomus papatasi, 14272 nucleotides long. It is a transcript of the gene Cka, whose product is annotated as striatin. The coding region runs from base 413 to 2608 and encodes 731 amino acids. NCBI's taxonomy places the organism in Eukaryota, Metazoa, Arthropoda, Insecta, Diptera, Psychodidae. The transcript has 5 exons. Gene Ontology annotation, molecular function: protein binding. The record is from RefSeq and is a predicted model, not a curated record.